Molecule: messenger RNA, 2532 nt
Organism: Lymnaea stagnalis (great pond snail)
Lineage: Eukaryota; Metazoa; Mollusca; Gastropoda; Lymnaeidae
Source: the annotation of a GenBank genome assembly
UGUCGACCUUUUUUGUUCAUUGUUUGAUAAUGAAUUAUUUUUUUUUUUCAAAUUAAUUGUUUCACUUUGCGUUAUACAGACGUUUGUUUUCUCAAUGAAUUUACUUUUUUCAUUUGCAAGUAAUUUAUUUUCGGUGAGUUAUUUUGAAAGUCGUACGUGAGCUCACAUAUUUUGAGAUCAUUGCUGGUCAUCUUUUGUUUAUGCUGGUGACAGCAGUGAUAAGCAAACCCUUAUGGUUCUUGUAGCUGCAAUAAUAUAAGAUAAUAUAUAUCCCCCCAACAUAUUUAUAAUCUUUCUCGUGUAAACACGAUAAAUAAGGAUGAGUCUUUCUCAACACUUAAUAAUAAUAAUAAUCUUACAGUUGAUAAACAACCCGCAACAGUUUUGGGACUCUUUGUAAGGGGCCUGAUGGAGCUUCAGAGCUCCUAAGAAGGGUCUCACGUUGUUCAUUUAUGAUGUAGCUAUUUCCAUAGUGACAUGAGCGAAACUAGAUAUUUUUGUGACAAAUGGGAAGCCAUUUUCUUUUCAACUUGUGACUCUUUGAGUUUUUUCUUCUUCAUCACGAACAUGUUCAAAAUAUCUUUACUGAAAUUCAGUUUUAGUGGUCCAUCCAGCUAUUACAUCAUUCAUUAUUUAGUUGAAUUUUUUUCCAAUUUCUUUUUAGUAUAAUUUGUAUGUAUAUGUUAAACAUCAUAUAUAGUAUGGGGGCAAUUGUUACUGGUGAAGGAGAGUCUAUGGUCAUAGGUACCAGAUAGGAACCACUAUGUUCUCAUGUUUUUGAGGACAUCAGCUCAGAAAGUUAUGAUUAGAUCUGAAGGUGUAUUUCACUUAUUUGGUCAACUCUACCAGUCAUUUUUGUUUGCCCAUCAUUUCUAUCUGCAUAUGUUGACAAUAUGUACCUGCCCAGGAAACUGACCCAUUCUUGAUGAUAUCCUAUGACCCCACAAUCAAAAGGAGUCUGAUCACUGCUCAAUGAUUGAUGCUACUUUUUAGACACACUGUAGUCAUCCUGACCAGUUUUUUCAACUAAUGCUUGCAACUACCCUCAUAAGGGUUUUGUUUUUUAAUAAACUAACUUUUUUUUUUGUGGUACUGAACAAAGGCUGGGUACAGGUGGAUUAGACAAAGGCUGGGUACACAUGAGAAUAGACAUGGGCUGGGUACAGGUGAAAUUAGACAAAUACUGGUUGGAUACAGAUUGCAUUGGACAAGGGCUGGGUACAGUUUGGAUUGGAUAAGGGCUGGGUACAGGUGAGAGACAAGGGAUGGGUACAGGUGGGAGACAAGGGCUGGGUACAGGUUGGAUUGGACAAAGGCUGGGUACAGGUUGGAUUGGACAAGGGCUGGGUACAGGUUGGAUUGGACAAGGGCUGGGUACAGGUUGGAGUGGACAGAUACAGAUUGCAUUGGACAAGGGCUGGGUACAGUUUGGAUUGGAUAAGGGCUGGGUACAGGUGAGAGAGAAGGGAUGGGUACAGGUGGGAGACAAGGGCUGGGUACAGGUUGGAUUGGACAAAGGCUGGGUACAGGUUGGAUUGGACAAGGGCUGGGUACAGGUUGGAUUGGACAAGGGCUGGGUACAGGUUGGAUUGGACAAGGGCUGGGUACAGGUUGGAUUGGACAAGGGCUGGGUACAGGUUGGAUUGGACAAGGGCUGGGUACAAGUGGGAGACAAGGGCUGGGUAUGCUUGGGUGCUAACCUAGUUUUAUUUAUUACAGAUGCAUUCAUUAAUUUUUUUUCCCAACCUCUUGAAUUGCCCUGAAAUAUUAUGUGUGUUACAUGCUUACAUAUCAGUGUGCGUUGCUAUGAUUUAUUGUUUUGAUACACAUGACAUCAUGAGCUAGAUCUUCAUAAGCACUAGAUGUCAAGUGAAAUUUCCGGAUGUCUGAGAAUCUGUUCAAAAGAAUAAAUUAUUAUAUUAUAUAUAAACAAGGGUAACCCUAGCCUAUAAAUACUGAUACUGGUACAUAAUCUUUCAUACAAUACAGUAGAAGCAAUAUUGAAUGUACAGUAUCUUGAGUUACAUGUUGUUGUGGUGUGCAUGACUUGUGCAAUAAGGAACAGAAACCAUCAUUCUGAUGCCAGUAAACUUUACUGUUGUGCACUAUGUCACUGGACUGCACCAUUGUGCACUAUGUCACUGGACUGCACCAUUGUGCAGCACAUAACUAGCUUGCACCAAUGUAAAACUGUAUGUAUGAGCAUCUCAGCCAAAUGAGUUGUGUUCUUUAUUCUAUGUACAGCAUGCUGUUAUUUAUUUAUUGAUUAAAACAAUGACUUAAAAGCUCUUAUUAUUACAAAGAAAGCACAUAAAAAUGUAUUUAAUUCAAAACCAUGUUCAGAAGUAGUUGUUCGUUUGUAUGAAGUUUUAUCAUCCAGCAUUGUUCAUAUCUUUGUACUGUGUAAAACUGGAUGAAUAUCAUGCUGACAUAACUUUGUAUUGUGACCAUUAUCUCUAAAUAAGCCCCCCAAAUGAUAUGCAGUUGAUUUCAUGAAUUGAUAUCCCAUUAAAUUUGUUUAUUGUUUACUCU